AUGGUAGUAUUUGGCCAAGUGGUCAUUGGACCACCGGGGAGUGGUAAAUCGACAUACUGCGCAGCAAUGCAGCAGAAACUCAAUUCAUUGAAUCGCAAAUGUAUAGUAAUCAAUUUAGACCCUCAAGUAACACUGAAGGAACUGCCGUACGAGCCGACCAUAGACGUGUGUAACCUGAUAGACUCGGAGAGAGUGUCAAAAGCAUUUAGCCUAGGACCAAACUCAACACUGGUGUAUUGUAUGGAGUACCUGCUGGAGAAUAUAGACUGGCUGUUGGAGGAGAUAUCGAAAAAUAAAGACUCGUAUCUGCUGUAUGACCUGCCGGGACAAGUGGAGCUGUUCGUACACAAUAACGCAACAAAAGACAUCGUGGCGAGACUGGAAAAGGCGAAUCAGCGACUGGUGCUGAUAAACCUGGUGGACUCGACGCUGUGCACGGACCCGUUCAAGUACGUGGCAGCAAUGCUGUCGUCACUGAGCAGCCAAAUCUUCAUACAACUGCCACACAUCAACGUGCUGAGCAAGCUGCGACUGCUGAAGAGGCUUAAAAACGACCUCGCGUACAGGCUGGAGUACUAUACACAGGCGCAGGACCUCCAGGAGCUCCUGGAAGUGCUGAGAAGAGGUAUCCACAUCCCAAAUUCGCAAAAAUUCGAGAGAUUCACCUCGACGUUGUGCGAGAUAAUAGAAGAUUUUAAUCUCGUCUCGUUUUGCACUGCGGAUGUGGAAGAUGAGGUGUCGCUGGAGAGGCUGCUGUCGAGCGCCGAUAGAGCCGUGGGAUACAUCCCUUUCAACGAAGGCGACGUGUAUUUUGACUUAAAAUCAAAAGUAUACAACGACCUCGCGGAAUUUGACGAUAGUUCGGAAGAUUCCGGUGACUAG
Theileria orientalis strain Shintoku is the source of this 882-nucleotide messenger RNA. RefSeq lists its product as uncharacterized. Gene Ontology annotation, cellular component: cytoplasm. Gene Ontology annotation, molecular function: GTPase activity. The record is from RefSeq and is a predicted model, not a curated record. Bases 1 to 882 code for a protein of 293 amino acids. The transcript has 4 exons. NCBI's taxonomy places the organism in Eukaryota, Apicomplexa, Aconoidasida, Piroplasmida, Theileriidae.